AUGGGCGUGAACUUCACGGUAAGCAACAAGGACACGGUGAAGAGCAGCGACGUCCUCUUCCUGGCCGUGAAGCCCCCCAUCAUCCCCUUCAUCCUGGAGGAAGUGGGCCCCGACAUCGAGGCCCGCCACAUCGUGGUCUCCUGCGCGGCCGGUGUCACCAUCAGCUCCAGCGAGAAGAAACUCUCUACCUUCUGCCCCACACCAAAAGUGAUCAGGUGCAUGACCAACACCCCUGUGAUUGUCCGGGAAGGUGCUACAGUCUAUGCCACUGGGACUCAUGCGGAUGUGGAGGAUGGGAAGCUCUUGGAACAACUGAUGGCCAGCGUAGGCUUCUGCACCGAGGUGGAAGAGGACCUGAUAGAUGCCGUAACGGGGCUCAGUGGCAGUGGCCCUGCGUAUGCGUUCACUGCCCUGGAUGCUCUGGCGGAUGGGGGAGUGAAAAUGGGACUUCCCCGCAGGCUGGCUGUUCGACUUGGAGCACAGGCUUUGCUGGGUGCUGCCAAAAUGCUGUUAGAAUCUGAGCAGCAUCCCGGUCAGCUGAAGGACAACGUCUGCUCGCCUGGGGGAGCCACCAUCCAUGCCCUGCACUUCCUGGAGAGCGGUGGCUUUCGCUCACUCCUCAUCAAUGCUGUGGAGGCUUCCUGUAUCCGUACAAGGGAGCUGCAGCAUCUGGCAGACCAAGAGAAGAUCUCCCCAGCAGCCAUAAAGAAGACUUUGUUGGAUAAGGUGAAGCUGGAGUCUCCUUCUCUGUCCAUGGCAUCUGCCAGCAAAGUCAGUCUGUUCACCAAUAAGACCACCAGCAGCAAGAAGAACUGA
Molecule: messenger RNA, 816 nt
Organism: Charadrius vociferus (killdeer)
Lineage: Eukaryota; Metazoa; Chordata; Aves; Charadriiformes; Charadriidae
Gene: PYCR1
Product: pyrroline-5-carboxylate reductase 1
Exons: 5
Coding region: 1-816 (271 amino acids)
Biological process (GO): L-proline biosynthetic process
Molecular function (GO): pyrroline-5-carboxylate reductase activity
Source: RefSeq, a predicted model, not a curated record